Messenger RNA from Geodia barretti, 888 nucleotides. The record is from the annotation of a GenBank genome assembly. NCBI's taxonomy places the organism in Eukaryota, Metazoa, Porifera, Demospongiae, Tetractinellida, Geodiidae.
AUGAUCCUCAAGCAGGGCGACUACAAGGUCAUCGGAACGCGGCCCGUCCGACACGACGGCGCCGACAAGGUGACCGGACGCGCCAAGUACGGCGCGGACUUCCACGCUAACGAUAUCCUGCACGCCAAGUUCGUUCGCAGUCCCCACGCCCACGCCAGAAUCCUCUCAAUUGACACCAGCGAGGCCGAGGCCAUGGACGGCGUGUUCGCGGUCGUAAUCGGCGCAGACCUGCCGGAAGUGGCUGACGAAGUCAUCGCGCUUGGAGAGGGUGCCGCGAACCUGCGCUACCUUCGGAACAACGUACUCGCCGCCGACAAGGCGCUAUACAAGGGCCACGCCAUUGCCGCCGUUGCCGCGUCGAGUCCCGCAUGUCGCCGAAGAGGCCGCCGACAAGAUCAAGGUGAAGGGAGACGUGGAAGAGGGAUUUGCCAGGCGGACCUCAUCGUCGAGCGAGAAUUCGACACGUCGACGGUUCACCAGGGGUACAUUGAGCCGCAGGUCGCCACGGGGCUCUGGAACACGGACGACCGGAUCACGAUCUGGUGCAGCACUCAGGGAUCGUUCAGCGUUCGCGACGAGAUGGUCGGGAUUCUCAGCAAGCCCGCAUCACAGAUUAAGGUCGUGCCGAUGGAGAUCGGCGGCGGGUUCGGAGGCAAGAUUCCCGCCUACCUCGAACCCACGGUCGCCGUGCUGUCCAAGAAAUCGGGCCGCCCGGUCAAGGCGGUAAUGACCCGCCAGGAGGUGUUCGAGGCCACGGGACCGACGCCCGGCUCUCACAUGAAGAUCAAAGCCGCCGCUCAUCUGACAAUAGCCGAGGCCAACCGUAUUCGUAGGGGCGGGUUUCAAACCCGCCCCUGGGGUUCACCACGUCGCUAUCGACUCGGGUAG